GUGGGGCUUGGAGGCCCCACCCUCCCCGGAGCUGGCCCAGAUCCUCAUCUUUCUCUGAUUAUUUUGGCAGGCGGUGAGACGUUAAUCUUCCGCUCCUGGAGCAACUUCACUUCUUUUUUGUUCUGAGAGGAAGCCAAAAGAAGACCCCAAGCGGCCAUGAACUCUGCCAUCACCAGCUGUGAGCACCCCGAGCCCUUGCAGAGAGGUGAUGGUGUACUCAACUCCCAUGAAGGUGGCCAAGGCAGGAAGAAGGAUGGCCAGCCUAGGGGUCUCAGCAGUAGCCACCUGGCUUAUAGCAUCCUGGAUAUCCCACCAUGGUAUCUCUGCAUCUUCUUGGGGGUCCAGCACUUCCUCACGGCCCUGGGGGGACUCGUGGCAGUUCCACUCAUCCUGGCCAAGGACCUGUGUUUGCAGCAUGACCCCCUGACCCAGAGCUACCUCAUCAGCACCAUUUUCUUCGUCUCUGGCAUUUGCACUCUCCUGCAAGUAUUUUUAGGAGUCAGGCUGCCCAUUCUCCAAGGAGGAACAUUUGCUUUUCUGGCACCCUCCCUGGCCAUGCUGUCCCUUCCCACCUGGAAGUGCCCCACGUGGACACUCAAUGCCAGCCUGGUGAACACCAGCUCCCCUGAAUUCACUGAGGAAUGGCAGAAGAGGAUCCGAGAGCUGCAGGGAGCCAUCAUGGUUGCUUCCUGUGUCCAGAUGCUGGUGGGCUUCUCAGGCCUCAUUGGCUUCCUCAUGCGCUUCAUCGGCCCCUUGACCAUUGCUCCGACCAUCUCCCUGGUGGCCCUGCCUCUCUUCGAUUCUGCGGGCAAUGACGCCGGGAUCCACUGGGGGAUUGCCACCAUGACCAUCUUCCUCAUCGUGCUGUUUUCUCAGUACCUGAAAAACAUCGCGGUGCCUGUGCCUGUUUACGGACGAGAGAAGAAGUGUCACACCUCUAAGUUCUACCUGUUUCAGGUCUUCCCUGUGUUGCUGGCGCUCUGCAUCUCCUGGCUGCUGUGCUUCGUGCUCACAGUCACCAACGCCCUCCCCUCGGCGCCUGCAGCCUACGGGUACCUGGCCCGCACAGACACCAAGGGCGACGUCCUGAGCCAGGCUCCGUGGUUUCGCUUCCCUUACCCAGGGCAGUGGGGCCUCCCCACCAUCAGCCUGGCUGGGGUCUUUGGGAUCAUCGCGGGGGUGAUCUCCUCAAUGGUGGAGUCAGUAGGCGAUUAUUAUGCCUGUGCCCGCCUGGUGGGGGCACCACCCCCUCCGAAGCACGCCAUCAACCGAGGCAUCGGCAUCGAGGGCCUGGGCUGCCUGCUGGCCGGGGCCUGGGGUACGGGGAACGGCACCACCUCCUACAGCGAGAAUGUCGGCGCGCUGGGCAUCACCAGGGUAGGGAGCAGGAUGGUGAUUGUCGCUGCGGGCUGUGUGCUGCUCCUGAUGGGCGUAUUUGGGAAGAUCGGGGCUGCGUUUGCCACCAUCCCAACCCCUGUGAUCGGAGGCAUGUUCCUGGUGAUGUUUGGGGUCAUCACUGCCGUGGGGAUUUCCAAUCUUCAGUACGUGGACAUGAACUCGUCCAGAAACCUCUUCAUCUUUGGCUUCUCCAUCUACUGUGGGCUUGCUGUUCCCAACUGGGUGAACAAGAACCCAGAGAGGCUCCACACAGGUGAUUCUCCGUCCUCUAGACUGUGAUCACUCCAGGGGCAGAGCAGGGAUUCUCCAGUUGGACCAGGUCAUCCAGGUGCUGCUGACCACGGGCAUGUUUGUUGGUG
Molecule: messenger RNA, 1757 nt
Organism: Balaenoptera musculus (blue whale)
Lineage: Eukaryota; Metazoa; Chordata; Mammalia; Artiodactyla; Balaenopteridae
Product: solute carrier family 23 member 2-like
Exons: 11
Coding region: 157-1677 (506 amino acids)
Biological process (GO): transmembrane transport
Cellular component (GO): membrane
Molecular function (GO): transmembrane transporter activity
Source: RefSeq, a predicted model, not a curated record